GCGUCGUGCCUCCCGCUCGGCCGCCCGCGAACCAGCCGAGCCGUGCGCCCCCGUGCACCAAGCCCGCCGCGCCCGCAUGUCGCAGGGCCGUUGGGGCGCGCCUCCGCAUCUGGUGGAUCUGACGAGGUGAGGAUGGGCUCGGGGGAGGCCAUCGGGAGGUCGCCGGGGACCGAUUCAAGCCUCCAGGAGGGAGAGGAUGGACCUUUGGAGGCCGAACCCAAGCUUUUCGGCAACCGCGCCGGCCGAAUUGACGGCGGAGCGAGCCGGCGGCAGGCGGCUUCGAGGGCGCGACAGGCGGCGUCAUGAGCCAAUUUCAACGGGGAAAUGGGCUCGGGGAGCCCUCCGGAGGCACGCGGAGGUGUUUCCGGAAGCCAGCCAUGGCCGGCGGCGAGCCUAGGCGGCGGCGUGGUGAGAGCAGAGGCGGCGGGUUCGCUCGGAAAGAAAGUGAAGACGGCAGUUAUUUUUGCGUCGGAGCUUUUCUCAGUUUAGAGAAUGGACAUGUGGUUCCCUACGUUUAGGGAAGAGGAGAGAGAAAAUAGGAAAGUUUCUUAAAAAUUUAGGAAUUGAAAAGCGCACUCAAACAGAGGUUAGAUAGAUCUAGGGUUUGGUUGCGUUAGCAGAGCGGUGACGGCGGCGACGACCCCUUCGAGAUGGCGACGGAGAUGGACGCGGGGAGUAAGAGGGAACCCACAGGUGAGAUCGAUAUGGAGGCGGGGAGAAAGAGAGAACCCUCUUCUCAGUUGGAGACGGAGGGGGCGGAGAGACGGAGAACGGCGAGGGCGAACAUAGAAGCAAAGAUGACGGAGUCGGCGUGGCUAAAGCAAUGGAUGAGGAAGACUGAUAAGGUUGUAGAGGAUUCGAUGUUGAUGGGAGCUGUGAGGAGACUGAAUGAGGAGAACCCCGAAGCGGAACCGAUCGUGCUCGAAGCGCUGACGGAGGAGCAGCGGGCAGCGCUGUUGCUGGAGGAGCGGGCGUUUAUGAAGAGGACUGCGAAGGAGUACAGCAAGAAGAUGGCUGAGAGGCUACAGGCGUCGUUCGAGAAGAUGAAGACGGCGCCUCCGGUGAAAGUGGAUCCAGACGAGGACUGGUCGGAGGAGCUGUACAGCCGCUUCCGCCAGCUAUGGGAAUCCGCGUGGGCCAAAGAGUUCGGCACCUUCGAAACCACCACGCGUCUCAGCGCAAUGUAUUACACGGACAAGCCGCUGCCUGAUCUAACAUUCCGUCGAGAUACUUUACAAAUUUUUUCUGUCAAGGUUGCGAGAACAACUGGUGCUUUAAAGCGGCCGCUCGAUGUGUUUGGUAUGAUUGCCGUGCGUGACGACCUGGAUCACAAUCGAAAUAUUAUCUUCAACCGCACUAGGGAUAAUUGUCAAACCCUCAUUGAACAGUUUCUUCACAUCGUUUAUCUUGGUUAACCUAUUCAAUGGACUUUCAAAAGACUGAGGUAUCCCGUAUACGUGAUGACUAAACUCCCAUCUCUAUUUUCAACUUCCAUGGUUAAGUAUGAAGUUGUUAUGUGUAGGUUUCAUUAGAAUAGUGUAGACAACUCAGUUUAUACAGAUACAAGCAAGAAGCAUAGAUACCAAAGCAUAUGAUGAAGUAGAGAAAUUUAAUGCCAAAACUAAAUGUCAUGUACAGAUCAAAAGAUAAUUUGAAUAACGUUCCUACAUUCUGAAAGUUUGUGGCAUAUAUAAGUUACUAACGUGGAGAUCAUGUUACAUCAUUACGUUUAUAUUUGUGCAUGCCAGUUAACCUUGAUUUUCUUUCCCCACCGAAGUUGGUGCUCCCAUCAUCUGUGUUUGGGUCUUCCUUUUGUCUUAGAGAUGGGAUUCGUGGUUGCAUGAUGUCAGGUAUAGGAAUCAUACUAAAGAGUGCUUGCACUUUUCCCAGACUAAUUUUGCCCUUCAGUCUUUGAAGCCCUUUGCAUGUGCUCCCUCAAGUGCAUAGGCUGGCUCUUGAGCCAAUUGUGUUCCUCACUCUUUUUGGCUAACUAAUCCUUUAAAUAUAGUGUUCUUCAAUGUGUUUUGAGUAUAUCUCAACCAUGAUGGAUAUUCAAACAAAAUUUGUACAUACUUAGGAUAUUUUCUGCCACCAUUUGAGUUAUGAACCUCACACCAUUUAUAUUUUACUUUGCAUUUGACAUGUAGCUUUGUAAUGUUCUGUUUUGAUUGUGCUUCUCAAUGCGUUCAUCUUCCUUCAUUUCACUUCCUAUUUAUGAAAAAAUGUUGAAUACGACGGCAUCCCCCCUGGGUAGUUUUAACUUAUUACUACAAUUAUGUUCUCUUUGAUGAAAGGUUUGCAUAUCAGUGGAAAUAUACUCUAUGUUUUCUUGAAAAAAAGUCAAUUCUAAUCAUAUCUCAAUCAACGGCAUUGCAAUGCAUGCAGGAUCCAUAUUUAGUCCUGACAGGUCCUACCCGUGCUCCUGUGUGUGGAUCUGGGCCUGUGUACUUUGAUGCCGAGCUGAAAGUGAAAGGCAGCACCAAAUCCGAGGACCAAGAUCUAUGCCUUCUAGCCA
Brachypodium distachyon (stiff brome) is the source of this 2515-nucleotide messenger RNA. RefSeq lists its product as uncharacterized. The record is from RefSeq and is a predicted model, not a curated record. The coding region runs from base 651 to 1415 and encodes 254 amino acids. The transcript is spliced from 3 exons. Lineage: Eukaryota; Viridiplantae; Streptophyta; Magnoliopsida; Poales; Poaceae.